Vigna angularis (adzuki bean) is the source of this 1990-nucleotide messenger RNA. RefSeq lists its product as uncharacterized. The record is from RefSeq and is a predicted model, not a curated record. Lineage: Eukaryota; Viridiplantae; Streptophyta; Magnoliopsida; Fabales; Fabaceae. Gene Ontology annotation, biological process: lipid metabolic process. The coding region runs from base 65 to 1765 and encodes 566 amino acids. The transcript has 7 exons.
UCUUAGUUGUUUCUCUAGUUCCCUUUUGCCGAACUUUCUUCUCGUUUGCAUUCCAGUAGAAAAAAUGAUACUGUCCAGGGCGAUUAAGAAGGCUGCGGGGAAGCUUGAAAAAAGGCCAGCUGAGGCUCCCAAAACAUCCAUGGACAUGGUCUUCACCUUAGCAGAAGCCAUUAGGUUCGGUUAUGCAGAGACACUCGGCAAAUGGGACCUCACCGACCUCUUCGACUUACCUAGAGCCAUCAUCCAUGGUAUAAUGGAAAAGGGUAAGAAAACACUUGCAAUCGAAUGUAACGAAAGAGAUGAUUGUGUGCAACUCACAGACCCCGAAUUAUUAAAGGAAUUGUAUGACCUCAAAAAAUGCUUGACACGCACCAUGCUUUUCAGCAAUAGACGCUUUCGUUCCUUUCUAUUUGCUGCUGGAUUCGUCAAGGAAGAUGUUGUCCUAAGGAAGAGAAGAGCUCGGAUUCUGAAGCCUGCUUUCACAGUGAUACGUGAUAAAGAAUCAAAAUGUUUGUUUGUGUUCAUCCGUGGAACUCAGGAAGUAAAAGACUGUUUGACAGAUGUGAUCGGUGCUCCCGUUUCCUUCAAUCAUUUCCUUUGCAGUGAUGGUGAGCCGAAGAGGAAAAACGUGAUUUCAGGACAUGGGCACCGUGGUAUGGUUGGUUCGGCUCGUUGGAUCAAAAAGCACUGCACUCCUAAACUUCUGGAUGAACUUCGUCAUUACCCCGAUUUCCAAGUCAAGAUUGUUGGGCACUCACUUGGUGGUGGUACUGCUGCAUUAUUGACAUACAUGCUUAGAGAAAUUAAACAAUUCGCUUCGUGCACUUGUGUCACCUUUGGAUCAGCUGCCUGUAUGUCAAUGGAAAUGGCGGAAUUUGGGAAGCCCUUUAUCACUUCCAUUGUGAAUAGUGAUGACCUGGUGCCCACGUUGUCAGCUUCUUCUGUCCAUGAUUUCAUUCACGAGGUUAGGAUUAAGCGUAAAAAGUUAAUUACUUCUGCUUACAACGCAAUUGGAUCUCGCGUACCAUUUGCAAAAGCCAUUGCGGAUCGUGCAGUAUCCCGUGGCACUGAGGUUGUGAUGAGUAGUAAACAAAGAACUCGCUCACUGAUAAGCUGGACACGACGAGAGAAAACUGCUGCAUUGACAAGUUCUAAAUCAGCAAACAUGGCUGAAGCCUCUGAACCAUUAGACAAAAGUUAUGAAGCGAGUGAAGAGUUAAUAAUCUCCGAGUUUACGAGUGAUGAGGACGACGGAUCUAAAUCCACCAGUGAAGAAUCUGAUAAUGAUGGCGUGGAUGAAGAAGAGGAGCAAAUAAGUUCGGCGACUCACAACACUGCUAACGAUGAAAUGAAUCAAUAUUUGAAGGAGCUUCAACUGGAGGAACAGAAUGAUAAUCCUAAGAUUAAUGGUGGCAAGGAAAAAGAAGCAGCCAGAAAAAAAGGUAUCACAGAAGCAGAAAUGAAAUAUGAGGGUGUUCGUAUUGAAGAAAGAGCAGGUAGUACAGAGGCAACAUCAGAGAAGCCUGCUAAACAUCAUCUUUAUCCAUCAGGAAGGAUCUUGCAUCUUGUCCCUGUACCUUCCUCUGAAAAUUCUGAUGAUGCUGAUGAGAAACGUGUCGUCUUGUAUGAAACGCCCAGAGAGAUGUAUGGAAAACUCCGACUUUCAAUAAGGAUGACAGUUGAUCAUAAAACAAAGAGGUAUCUGAAGGUGCUACAACAAUUAAUCAAUCAACUAGAGAAAGAGAAGUCCCAUUAUGGUGCAUGAUAAGCCAAAAAAUGGAUGUGAAAGGUUCAAGAAGCUAAAUUAGUUUUUUUUUUAUGUUUGUUGAGUGUGUUGCAGCUGUAAUAAGUCUUAUUCUGACACUUUUAUGUGUAAGUUUGUUGGCUGGUGAAAUUCAUGACACUUAUGUUCUUCCCGUACGAGAAAUAACUGAAUGGGUUUUCCAAAUUUUCCAGCGGUUCUGUUCAUCGCUAAAAAUUUGGUUUUUAA